AUGACCUCACCAGAGCCGCCGAGCAUGGCGUAUGCCAUCACGAAGCAAACGUGCGCCGGCACGGAUGAGCUUGGCGUCUCUUGCGACGGUGAGCCGACUAUACCUUGCCCGCACUGUCUGCUCGUUGCCUACUGCGAGAACGCAUGCCGCAUCGCGCAUUGGCCCGAUCACAAACGAGACUGCAAGAACAAGCACUACUCUCGGGGCUUGGCCACGGCCAUUGCCAUCGGCCCUCAGAGAGAUUCGCAAAGCUACCUUAGUUUUUGGUCAAACUACGCUGCAACAGACGUGCUAAACCUCGAGAAGAACGAAGGACGCUUCUUCAACGGAACCUUGUCUAUAUUCCUCUCUGGACGUGCGUUGGUUGGAUCUGUCGCACCCGAGAUUCCCACGAUGACUGACAAGCGCUUAGAGUCUUCACUUCGACACUUCAUAUACUCGCUUCUCAAGAUACCAAAGACGGCCACACCAUGUCUAGCAGUAUCCAUUAACCAUCACUCUCCAGCCCAUCUUUGCCGGGACUUCUUUGCUUUACACCUGCUUUUCGACCGACGCCACGAUCCCUACAUCAAUGCCGAGGCAACGAUCCACCUUUGGUACUCGGCAAGAAUGCCACACGCUCUCUGGCGCCAUGUGGUUGUUGUCAUGAGAGAUUACUUUGAGGAUUGCGAAAUGUGCCCCAUGACCUGCAGGGAAGAUGAGGACGACGAGGCCUCUGACGAGAGCGAGGACGACACGACGCUCAAGCUGAGGUGGACCCGCGGCAAUGUCAAGUUUUCGGGCGACUUAAUAUUCUUUCACGGGCCCAACUCGUUCCCCCCCGGAGCCACUGCGGAGCCGGUUGGAGAGUGGCCCAUGGAGUUUCUUGACUUCCCCGGCUGCCUGGCACAGAAUGAUGUCUAUGGCAAGUUGUUCUACUACCUGCGCGACAUGUUGGUGAGGUUUCAAGAGGAGAACAAAAGAUUUGCCGUGUCGCUGGGCAUUACCGCAAUGGACAUGGAUCACCUGCUUCACCGACGACCACAGUCCCUCUUGUAUGACCGUAUUCACAUGGGAGAAUUAUGGGAUUACAGCCCCGCGUGCAAUUUGACGUUUGCGGCCGGCUGCCUGCAACACAAAGACCAGAACCCGUUCGCCACCAUGCUUGCAAUCUCUCGACUGUCAGUCACGGGGAUCGACAAGGAGCUCGAAGACGAUCUCUGCGAGGAAGGCUUCAAGACGUUUGAGCCGUCGGCCACCAUUCUUGACGAGCACGCGCCGCCCAUUACCGAAGAACAAGGCUUUGGCAUGGAGACGGUCCUCCGACGGCGGAUCGGUCUCUUGAUGUGGCGCAACUGGGAGAAGUUUUCAGAGCGCGAACGGCGCAGCUUCAUCAACAGUGCCAAGCUGUUUGCAUUCCACCUCGCCAUUGACGAAGAGACGGCAAACAACAGGAGCGUCUUCAAGACGGGGUUCAUGGGCAUGGAAUACAAGGAGAAGAAUACGGUAACCCGGAGGUGGCCCAACCGUCUGGUGCACAGCAAAGGGGACAAGCCCAGCCUCCGAGACUUUAACCGGCACGUCGGUUGGCUCGACAGCAUGCCGCAGAGGUGGAUGGAGUGGAGGCGCGUCGGCGAUGUCAGCUCACACGAGUGGGAAUUGUCGAGGGAGUGUAUUUUGGACAGCUCCUGGCUGGACAUGAGUGCGCUGAUGCAGGCGACCAUCGACAUGGAGCGAGAGGACAGCAAGUUAAAGUCGGAGCAGGAACAGAAGGAGGCUGAUGGCAAAGUAGCCUCGGACAAGCGGACUGAGCAGGUGACUCGGGACGAGGCCGGUGCCGGACACGAGUCCGAAAAGGCCGAAAAGCCGGCGCCGGCGGCGGCGGCGAAACCAAAGAAGCGGAAGAAGGCUAAAAAGAGGUAG
This is a messenger RNA of Metarhizium album ARSEF 1941, 1902 nucleotides long. RefSeq names its product MYND finger family protein. Lineage: Eukaryota; Fungi; Ascomycota; Sordariomycetes; Hypocreales; Clavicipitaceae. The record is from RefSeq and is a predicted model, not a curated record. Bases 1 to 1902 code for a protein of 633 amino acids. The transcript is spliced from 5 exons.